UAGAGCGCGCUAUCGCACUGGUGAGAAGUGAGAAAUAGAGAGGGCUCGAGACAGAGAGAGAGAUAGAGAAAGAACGGAGAGUGAAGGGGAUCAGACGCUAUGCAGCCAAAUAGAAGUAGAAGCAGAAAUAGGAAUCAGAUCAGCCUUGUUGGAUUUGAUAUCCUCACCGUAAAUGACGUAUUCAACAGGAAGAAACCCUAAACCAUUCAAGAGGUCUUCGAACUGGACUGACCUCUGGUUCAAGUACAAAACUCUCAAGCAUAAGCAUGUUGUUUUCAAGAUGCAGCUCCCAUCUCUCAACGCAGCGGCAGCAGCAAAAAAUGAGAAACAUCCAGCGAAAAACCGAAGCUUAGGCUCUUCCAAGGAUCUAACCUCUCUCUUAUCCGACGAGCUUCUCCUUCGAAUCUUCUCCAAGCUUCCUGACUCACAAAGAAACCCUAAUUCGCUUGUAUGCAAGCGAUGGCUAGCUCUCCAGGGACGUCUUGUUCGCUCCGUUAAGCUCCUCGAUUGGAGUUUCCUUGAAUCUGGUCGCCUUGUUUCUCGUUUCCCUAAUCUUACUGAUAUUGAUCUUGUCACAGCUUGCAUUUGUAGGCCCAGGAAUUCUGGAAUAUUUCUAUCCCACAAAUUCAUAUCCUUUCAUCUUGACUCUGGUUUCUCUCCCGGUGGGUUUAUCCACGGGGAGAAUUUACUGUCGCCAGAGUCAAUUGAUCGAGGGCUACGAGUUAUUUCCCGCGGAUGCCCUAAUCUUCGGAAGCUUGCAUUAAUCAGUGCCACUGAAACGGGGUUGGAAAGCGUCGCUGAGGAGUGCCCGACUUUGCAAGAACUAGAGCUGCACCGGUGCACUGAUCUCACGCUGCGUGGGAUUGCCGCCUGCCAGAACCUUCAGAUCUUGAAUUUGAUUGGAAGUGUCGAUGGUUUUUACAAUUCUGUGGUUUCGGAUAUUGGCCUUACUAUCUUGGCACACGGGUGCAAGCGGCUUGUGAAACUUGAGCUGAGUGGGUGUGAAGGGAGCUACGACGGGAUCAAAGCUAUUGGGCAAUGCUGCCACAUGCUGGAGGAACUCACGCUGUGCGACCACAGGAUGGAUGCAGGGUGGAUGGCUGCAUUAUCAUUCUGUGGGAAUCUGAAGACAUUGAGGCUUAAGUCGUGCAAAAAGAUUGAUCCGAACCCCGGACCAGUUGAACAUUUGGGGUCUUGCCCUACCCUUGAACGGUUGCAUCUGCAGAAUUGCCAAGUCCGGGAUCAGCAGAGCAUGAAAUCAUUGUUUAUCGUAUGCGAGGCUGUUAGAGAGAUCAUGUUUCAGAAUUGUUGGGGCUUGGACAAUGACAUGUUCUCCUUUGCCAGCACUUGCAGGAGGGUAAAGUAUCUAUCUUUGGAAAGAUGCUCGUUGCUGACAACAGAUGGUCUGGAAUCAGUGGUUCUUUCUUGGAAGGAGCUUCAAAGGCUUAGAGUGGUCUCAUGUAACAAUAUAAAGGACAAUGAAGUCACUCCUGCACUGUCAAGCUUGUUUUCUGUGCUCAAGGAGUUAAAAUGGCGACCAGAUUCCCGAUCUCUUUUUUCAACCCUUUCAGCAACAGGAGUGGGAAAGAAAGGUGGUAAAUUUUUCAAGAGGGUAUGAGGCCUGAACUUGCUACAAGAUGGUGAGAAUCUGAGCUUACUCUCAUGCUUCAGGAGGCUAUCACAAAAGGUCUUGUGGCAAUUCUAAUCAUACUACCAUUCUGAUGUAGUCAUUCUCUUACCCAUUUAGAUGGUUAACAUGGUCAUUAAUGGAGGAUGAUUUACAUUUUUCUUUUGCUUACAGUGAACCGGCCAAUGGAAACUAAUCAUUUUAAACGUGUCAAACCCUCUUCACCUGUUAUUUAUGCAUGUGGAGUAACUUGUUCACCUGAGUUUCAAAAUUUCCCAGCUCAAAUUACUCCAUGAUGUAUUUACCCUAACCCUGCAUCUGUUAUACAGUUGUACUGUUUACAAGGUUAGAUAUGCUAAUCCCCUUUCUGUUAAGUAGUUAAAGGAAGAUACUGGAAGGGGUUGUUGUAAUUGGAUAUCUCAAUGUCACAUCUUUGUUGUUCAUUUUAUAUACUUGGGUUUUUGAACAUCUUGGAUAUGUAGCAUGAAAAAUGUCUACAGAACAUUAUUGUUGUCAAAUCAUCACAGGAAUCGGCCCCCUUUCUGCAGCACAUUCCUG
This is a messenger RNA of Nelumbo nucifera (sacred lotus), 2185 nucleotides long. Its product is annotated as F-box protein At5g51380-like. Gene Ontology annotation, molecular function: protein binding. The record is from RefSeq and is a predicted model, not a curated record. Lineage: Eukaryota; Viridiplantae; Streptophyta; Magnoliopsida; Proteales; Nelumbonaceae. Gene Ontology annotation, biological process: SCF-dependent proteasomal ubiquitin-dependent protein catabolic process. Gene Ontology annotation, cellular component: SCF ubiquitin ligase complex.